GCGUCAGCUGCACUGAAACUGUUGUGUUGAUUGAUAAGAUCGCUUCAACUUUAUUUCUGUCCUUUCAGUUUUACUGGGCUGUAACGAAGUGAUUUAUAUAGUAUUUUAUCGGCUGUGUUUUGUACAACAUGUCUUCCUGAUUCAACCAUGUUAACUGCAUGUAAAAGGUGCAUACCCUAUAGGAAAAUGAAAUACGUUGCUAUAAUUUUAUUAUUCGCCGUAGUUGUAGCAGUGGCUUAUGGAAGUUUAUCAAGUUUAAAUGAAAAAGAAAGAGUGAGAAGGUAUGAUGAUAGUAUUCACAAUGAAUUAAGUAUUUUAGAAGAGAAGAUUUCCCAUCUUGAACAACAAGGAAAGAAAUCUUUUCCAGAUGUAAAGUUUUUAACAUAUAAAGAUAGAAAAAGAAUACUGAUCUCGGGUGGAGCUGGUUUUGUUGGAUCACAUCUUGUGGACAGAUUGAUGCUGGCAGGUCACGAGGUCACAGUUGCUGACAAUUUCUUCACCGGAAGAAAACGUAACGUCGAACAUUGGAUUGGUCAUGAAAACUUUGAGUUACUUCACCAUGAUAUUGUUAAUCCUCUCUUUAUAGAAGUUGAUCAGAUUUAUCACCUGGCCUCACCUGCUUCACCACCAAACUAUAUGUAUAAUCCUAUAAAAACUAUUAAAACUAACACCAUUGGUACUAUAAAUAUGUUAGGUUUAGCGAAACGAGUAAGAGGUAGAUUAUUACUAGCUUCAACAUCAGAAGUCUAUGGAGAUCCGGAAGUGCAUCCCCAGACAGAAGACUACUGGGGUCAUGUGAACCCGAUUGGUCCGAGAGCCUGUUACGAUGAAGGAAAGCGAGUAGCAGAAACCAUGUGUUACGCUUAUCAAAAACAAGAUAAAAUAGAAGUACGAGUGGCCAGGAUAUUUAAUACGUUUGGUCCCAGAAUGCACAUGAAUGACGGACGGGUCGUCAGUAAUUUUAUUUUACAAGCGUUACAAAAUGAAUCCAUCACGGUAUAUGGAGAUGGAAGUCAGACGAGAUCAUUUCAAUAUGUCAGUGAUUUAGUGGAUGGUUUAAUCAAAUUAAUGAACAGUAAUUAUUCACAACCUGUUAAUCUUGGCAAUCCUGAGGAACACACCAUCAUGGAUUUCGCUAGAAUUAUUAAAAAUUUAGUGGGGGGCAGUAGUAAAGUAGAAAAAAGAACAGCAAUGGAGGACGAUCCACGGCGACGGAGACCCGAUAUUACACGAGCUAAAAAGUACCUGGAUUGGGAACCAAAGGUUCAGAUGUUAACGGGUAUUAAUCGGACGAUAGAAUAUUUUAAAAAUGAAUUACGACGAUCUCAUCACAGCCAACGUAAUUUCCACGCACCAGAAUUGGGAUUUUUGUAAACAGCGUGUUUUAUUUCCAACCAUUCCAGAUAAAUAUAAAAUAUUUAGAUUAGAUAAAUAGCUGGUUGUUCUUGCUAUAAUAAUACAAAGAUGCAUUAUGUAAGAUUUAGAUAAAGAGCUGGCCGUUCUAUCUAUAUUAGUUUAAAGAUACAUUAUGUAAGAAUAGAUAAAGAUCUGGCCGUUGUCACUGUAGCACUAGCAUAUGUAAAUCUGCCUAUUGCAUGUCUUUCUUUAGGCCUGAAAUGUUAUCUAAAUUAUUAAUUAGACAUUAAUUGACUUAUCCAGACCCUAAUAAACUCUCGAUGCCAUCGCCAGCCUGCGAUAUUUACUGGAUUUUAAAACAUUUUUUGAUGGAAGAUUAAACGUCAAAAUUGAUAAUCGAGAAGUUUUUUUUUUAUCUUAAAUACUUGAGUAAUUCUGAUCGAGGCUAGGUCUAAAUUCAAUCGCUGAUAUCUUGAUUCACAGUGGAUCAUUUUGAAUGAAAUUUUUAUCAUAUUCUAUUUACAUUAUCUAUUUCUGCAAGAAAUGUCAGCCCUUUAUCUAAUCGGGGAGUUGGAUGGACGAAUGGUUAGCACAUGCGUGCUGUAUCAUAAGGCCUGUCAUUGAGUCAACUGUCGUGGUUUCGAAUCCCCGGUUGUAAGUGACAAUGAUUUAAUAAAGAUCGGCAAUAGAAUGAUUUAACUCUUACAUGAUGUAUCUUUCGUUUAAUUUGUUUAAAACUGUAUCUAUAUAUAUAAACGCUUGAUUUCCAAUGUUUCGGUCUUUAUUGACAGACUUUUAUCAGGGAAAUAAAGUUCACAAUGUUUUAGCUGUAUAUAUUGAUUUAAAUGACAGGGGUUUUAUGGUGGACGUCUGACAAACUUCCACCACUCGUCAACUCAGCUGAUCGUUAAAACAUUCGACCAGCGAACCACAAAUUAAAGGCUGACUAAUUAUCACGAAACCUAAUCUAGAUAGAUCAGGUAAAAGUCUAGUGUUUAAUAGUUCAAUAAAAUGUCAGAUAAUUUCAUUCAAUGAAAUAUUUUUCUUAUUUCCUGGAAUAUCUUCAGUAGUUCAAUUAAUAUGUAGGUUAUUUUCUUUCGAUGAAAUAUUUAGGAUAGUUUAUAUUUUGUUUACUAUUUCAAGGUUUUUCUUGCAUAUCUUCAAUAGUUCAAUAAAAUGUUGAUUAUUUUCUUUAUUAUUUUAGGGUUUAUUUGAAAUAUGUUGAAUAGUUUAAGACACAAGUGUAGAAAUUAUUAAACAUGAAUUAUAUUGAAUAGUUUAGACACAAGUGUAGAAAUUAUUAAACAUGAAUUAUAUAAGAUGUAGAUAACAGCUGACAGUUUUUGCUGUAAUAGUUAAAAAAUAGAUAAUAAAAUAGGUAAAUACUGAAAAAUUUAAGUCAAAUUACUUUAUUCUUCGCAAAGUUAUGACUGAAGAAUAGCGUAGUCGCGAUUUUCAUUUCUACCGUUAUUACAAUAAAAAACAAAGUCUUGAUUAUCCAUUUUUAAAUAUUAGUUUAUUAACUGGCGAUCGUGUUCUCUUUUAUUUCGUAGAUUAACCAAUGAAAUUGUCUGGUCCAUCGCAAACCUAUCUAGCCCCGAGUUCACAAAGCAUUCUCUAAGAUUUUACUCAAAAUUGUUCACCUUAUUUUAACUAAAAUAUAGCUCUUUAUAAAACUUUUGUUGUUUUAAUGUAUCAAAUACAUCAAUAAGAAACUAUAAGGAAAGUUUUGUGUUUCUGUAUCAAAGAUAUUUCUCAUAAUGAAAAUGUUUUGUGAACUCGAGGCCAGAUGUUUUUAUAGUGACAUCAAAAGUAGAAAAGGAAUAGGGGAUUAAAGCAGACCCGUUUAUACAAAGACGGGCGGAUGUCAAUGUGUAAAUACGACCUUAGUUUAAAGUAUAAAAGGAAUAGGGAAUUAAAACAAACCCGUUCA
Patella vulgata (common limpet) is the source of this 3289-nucleotide messenger RNA. Its product is annotated as UDP-glucuronic acid decarboxylase 1. The transcript has 11 exons. Gene Ontology annotation, molecular function: NAD+ binding; UDP-glucuronate decarboxylase activity. Bases 148 to 1374 code for a protein of 408 amino acids. Gene Ontology annotation, biological process: D-xylose metabolic process. Gene Ontology annotation, cellular component: cytoplasm. NCBI's taxonomy places the organism in Eukaryota, Metazoa, Mollusca, Gastropoda, Patellidae. The record is from RefSeq and is a predicted model, not a curated record.